Messenger RNA from Arabidopsis thaliana (thale cress), 626 nucleotides. RefSeq lists its product as uncharacterized. The transcript has 4 exons. Bases 119 to 436 code for a protein of 105 amino acids. The record is from RefSeq and is marked reviewed. NCBI's taxonomy places the organism in Eukaryota, Viridiplantae, Streptophyta, Magnoliopsida, Brassicales, Brassicaceae.
CGUUGAUUUUGUUCGACGACGUGGUUAUUCCACUCAUAAAAAAAUCAGCAUAUGAAUUGCUUGAGCAACAAGUUCUGAACUGCUUGAUCUAGGUGGUCGUAAUUAUGUUUUCAAGAUCAUGGUUAAACAUGAGGCAAAGCAUAACCAAUCUUCUACAUACAAAAUGAUAAGUCUUACUGAUGUUCUCAAUGUUAUUCAAAGUUUCUUUGAAAGUGCUUCUACUUUGAAUGAUAUUGAACAAGAAAUAAUCACUGUCUCUGGAAAUUCAGUGGGGACUUCAAUCGGGACCACAACUCAGGCUGAAAUUAACUUUGUUGAUGUGGAUAACUUAGACAACAAUGAAGACAACGCUUAUUACAUUUCCACGCCAAAGCCUAUAACUAAAAGAUUUUUGGCAACAUCUAAACAUGUUCAACAAUCAUCAACGAAGCCUUAACUAAUGUCCAAGGCUCAGAUUAAGAAGGAAAAAAAAAGAUUAUACUUAAAGCUAUCGUCUCUCUUAUUUUACUAUGUUAGGAGUUAGGAUUUAGGAUUAUCACUUUUUCUUAGGACUUAGGAUUUCAGAUGUUAGGAGUUAGUAUUAUCACCUUUUUCAUCACAUUUAGGUUUAUCACUUUUCAAUUUGC